AUGACGAUGUUGUUGGAGGACGUGAUUCGUUCCAUUGAGCUAUGGCUGCGUCUCUUGAAGAAGCCCCAAUCCCAAACCUACAUCAACCCCAAUCUCGAUCCUGUGUUGUUGGUACCCGGCGUUGGUGGCUCAAUCCUUAAUGCUGUUAAUACCGACGGUAGCCAGGAACGUGUUUGGGUUCGGUUUCUCUCCGCUGAGUAUAAGCUGAAAACUAAGCUUUGGUCACGUUAUGAUCCUUCUACUGGAAAAACCGUAACAAUGGAUCCAAAAUCAACAAUUGUGGUUCCUGAAGAUAGGCACGGACUCCAGGCAAUAGAUAUUUUAGAUCCUGAUUUGGUAGUUGGAAGUGAGGCUGUAUAUUAUUUCCAUGACAUGAUAGUUCAAAUGCAGAAAUGGGGGUAUCAAGAGGGGAAGUCACUUUUUGGCUUUGGAUAUGACUUUCGACAAAGCAACAGGUUGCAGGAAACAAUGGAUAGGCUUGCUACAAAGUUGGAAUUAAUUUAUAAUGCUGCUGGAGGGAAGAAGAUAAACCUCAUAAGUCAUUCUAUGGGUGGUCUUUUGGUGAAAUGUUUCUUGUCCCUGCAUAGUGAUAUUUUUGAGAAAUAUGUUAAGAAUUGGAUUGCAAUUACUGCGCCAUUCCAGGGUGCCCCUGGAUGUGCCAAUUCUACCCUUUUAAAUGGAAUGUCAUUUGUGGAAGGAUGGGAGCAAAACUUUUUUAUUUCCAAAUGGAGCAUGCACCAGUUGCUGAUUGAGUGUCCAUCGAUAUAUGAACUAAUGGCCUGUCCUAAUUUUCAUUGGCAACACAUUCCUGUUCUGGAAUUGUGGCGUGAGAGACUUCAUUCGGAUGGGAAAUCUCAUGUUAUUCUGGAGUCAUAUCCGCCAUAUGAUAGUGUCGAGAUUUUGAAGCAAGCUCUUUUAAACAACAAACUUAAUUAUGAUGGUGAGGAAUUGCCUCUGCCCUUCAACUCAGAGAUUUUGGAAUGGGCAAACAAAACGCGGGAGAUUCUAGCUUCUGCCAAACUUCCAUCGGGUGUUAAAUUUUACAAUAUUUAUGGGACCAAUCUUCAGACCCCUCAUAGCAUUUGCUAUGGAAAUGCAGACAAGCCUAUUUCAGAUCUGCAUGACUUACGUUAUUUGCAGCCCAGAUACGUGUGUGUUGAUGGUGAUGGAACAGUUCCAGUAGAGUCAGCUAAGGCUGAUGGCUUCAAUGCGGAGGAAAGGGUUGGAAUCCCAGGGGAGCAUCGAGGUAUCCUUUGUGAGCCUCAUCUAUUCAGAAUUCUCAAGCACUGGCUAAGAGCAGGAGAUCCCGAUCCCUUUUACAAUCCUGUCAAUGAUUAUGUGAUUCUACCCACUGCUUUUGAAAUAGAGAGCCAUACAGAAAAGGGUAUAGUAGUAACAUCCCUUAAAGAGGAAUGGGAAAUCAUUUCCAAUGACCAAGAUGAUCAAAGCAAUACUGGUGACAGAAUGUCCUUGAGCUCAUUAUCAGUUUCGCAAGAAGGAACCAAUAAAUCCCAUUCUGAAGCUCAUGCUACUGUCUUUGUUCACCCUGGCAGUGACGGUAAACAGCACAUUGAACUCAAUGCAUUAUCUGUUUCAGUUGAUGCCUCAUGA
This is a messenger RNA of Lathyrus sativus (Indian pea), 1611 nucleotides long. NCBI's taxonomy places the organism in Eukaryota, Viridiplantae, Streptophyta, Magnoliopsida, Fabales, Fabaceae. The record is from the annotation of a GenBank genome assembly.